This is a messenger RNA of Cladophialophora yegresii CBS 114405, 1158 nucleotides long. RefSeq lists its product as uncharacterized. The coding region runs from base 1 to 1158 and encodes 385 amino acids. The record is from RefSeq and is a predicted model, not a curated record. The transcript has a single exon. Lineage: Eukaryota; Fungi; Ascomycota; Eurotiomycetes; Chaetothyriales; Herpotrichiellaceae.
AUGAGAAGGAAGCAGAAGCCUCUAGUCAAUCUACUCUUUUUCGCUGCUGUGCUCUUUGCCAUCCUCUUCCUCAAUCAUUCCCAUUCACCGGAAAAGGCCUUCGCAUGGACAAGAAUCCGGUACAAAUCAUCCGCGGCAUCGCUUCCCCCAGCUCGUGGCAUCUGUCCGGGAUUGUCUCCUGCUAAACCGGCUCUUGUCGUGGCUCGAAUCCAUGCUGAUGUUGAUCCUGAAUGGCUCAAUACGAUCUCGGAUAGAUACCAUCUCUGCGUGUACACUGCAGACGCACCGGAGGACUCGGGCUCGGUGGAUCUGCAAGUCCCUGCGAAUCGAGGCCAUGAAGCCAUGGCGUUUCUGACGUUCAUCAUCGACAAUUACGACACCAUCCCGGCAGCCGGAGCCGUCUUUGUGCACGGUUCGCGAUUCUCGUGGCAUAACGACAGUCCUGACUACGACAACUUAGCCCUGCUUCAGUCUCUCAAUAUAUCUGCCGCGUUGGCGCCGGUGGGCUAUCACAAUCUACGCUGCGACUGGAGCGCCAGUACCUGCGAGCAAUCUAAGGCGCCUCCUCAAGGGAGCCUGGAGACCUCCUUCCGCGCUGUGCUGCAACCAUAUGAUCCCAGGGUGAUCUCUGACAGCGCUUUGCCACGCUCACUGGCCGUAUUGUUCGGAGGGGACGCACCUGAGGCCGCCACAACGGGUGGGGAGGUAUUUCUGGGUCGCGGUGAUGCGGUACGAUCUCAAUGCUGUGCGCAAUUCGUUGUCGCUCGCGAAAAUAUACGGCGUCAUACACGUGACGAGUACAUUGCUUUGCGACAGUGGUUGCUCGAUGGCGCCCCCAGCCACCUGAACCCUCGCCAGAGAACGCUCAACAAGAAUGCUGCGCCCCGCGACGACCGCGUUGCUGGUCGCAUCGUGUCAUACCUUUGGCACAUUUUGUUCAUCCAACAGACAGUUUCCGCAGAUCAGGGCCGGGAUGCCAGCACAAUAGAUUUACAGCAACUGAAUCACCUUGCCUGUCCUCGGGCGGAUGACUGUUAUUGCCGCUUGUACGGCCGUUGCAAUCUCCCCGGCUGCGGCACUCCCGGCCGCUGUGCUGGUCAAUAUCGGAUACCACCUGACUUUAAGCUCCCAGCCGAUUGGGCAGCUUCUCAUGCAUAG